AAUUCCUUUUUGGAGUUAAUUUCUCAUUUUUCCGAGUGAUUUUUCCGAUGGAGGUUGUCAAGAACUCAAGAAUGGGGACUCCGAUGAAAGAUCCUCAAGGGUCUCAGUCAAGGAACAGGGAAAUUUCUAAACCCUCUGAGAAUUCGAACCCCAAUGUAUCCCGUUCAAGUCCUAGCCUGAAACCCUCAAAAUCGCCGUUAAGCAAAUCGGUGAAAUCCCUAAAAUCUGCUUCCAAGAAUCAGGGUGCGAGUACGGCUCUUAACCCGGUUCUUUUUUCUCCGAGGAACAAGAUCAGAGAGAGGAAGUUCGUGGUAGCCAAGAAGAAUUCGAAGAAAGAGAAAUCGGAGUCGAAUACAGUACUUGAUUGCAAGUGCAAGGAGAAAUUUGGAGGCAACAACAAGAAGUGCGUUUGCGUUGCAUAUGAGACUUUGAGGGCAUCGCAGGAGGAGUUCUUCAAGAAUCGGGCUGGUCUCGAAGAUGAUGGCGGAGUGGACGAUGGAAAGUCUUGUGACAGAGCUGAGAGUGGAGUUCAAGAAGAGGCGGAAAAGGGCUCUUCGAUUCAGAAUCCUGAGAGUCAAGGUUGUUAUGGAUCAAACAAACAAGACCCAGUUGGGGUCGAGUAUUUGAACCAAAAGGAUACUUCUACCCUUAAGAGAAGCAGGGACAAGUUGCUAGACGAAGUAAGGAAUAGCGUGCCUUCGUUUGGGAAAGUGAUGAAUUUGGUUCAGGCGUUUGAGAAGCUGUUGUCAAUACCAAAUUCAAAGGAAUCAGAGAAGAAUGAGGAGGAGGCUGACGAGAAUAAUGCUGAUACCAAGGAGAAGCCAGUGAAAUGGACAUUACCUGGAAUGCAGACAGCAAAGGUACCUGACAUGGAGACUAAGACACAGUUCUCAUCUUCUUCAUUCUGUGCAUCAGAUUUGGUCUUGACAGCAGAAAACCUCGGUUUAGAUUCACGUUUCUCAGUGUCCUCUUCGUGGGAUGGCAGCAAAGGAAGUAUAUCUGGCAGGACUUCCAAUGGUGGCCGGAGAAGCAGAAGAAAUAGUUCUGAUUCUUGUGGGACAAUGGGUGGAAGGAGAUGGAAAAAGAAGCAGCCCAAAGUCACUAGCCAAAAACCAUUUAAGCUAAGAACAGAGCAAAGAGGCAAAGUGAAGGAGGAAGAAUUUGUGAAGAAGGUGCAAGAAACGAUGAUGGAAGAAGAGAAGCAGCGGAUUCCAAUCGCUCAAGGCCUCCCAUGGACAACUGAUGAACCAGAGAUCCUGAUUAAACCUCCUGUCAAAGAACACACAAUGCCAAUUGACCUGAAACUUCACAGUGACCUGCGUGCAGUGGAGCGGGCUGAGUUUGAUCAUCAGGUAGCUGAGAAGAUGAGCCUGAUAGAACAGUACAAGAUGGAAAGAGAGAGGCAACAGAAGUUAGCUGAAGAAGAAGAAAUAAAAAGGCUAAGAAAGGAACUGGUCCCCAAAGCACAGCCCAUGCCAUACUUUGACAGACCCUUUAUUCCCAGAAGGUCAAGAUCCAAAGCCAUCUGCUAAAAGAACACCCUCUUUCUAAUUCUCUAAGCCUUUCCAUGUAAGCUUGGUCCCUAUUCAACACUGAAAGAUCAUAUUUCUUUCCUGUGUUUUCGCUUUCUUUUAGGUCUAUGAAGCUUCCUACAAUACCUAGAGAACCAAAAUUCCAUAUCCCGCAACAUAAGAAGAUGAAGUGCUGCCUUUCCUGGAAUGAUAUUAGUUCUUAUACUUUCCAACACCAAGGCAACGAAGCAUGACAGGCGUAUAAUUCUUAGGGCAUCGUGAUAUCUUCUUCUAUUGUUUUCCAAAUAAUGUCAAAUUGUCAAUCCUUCUUUUUCUUCUUUGUUUCUGUUCAUUGAAAUUCUUUUGAAUAUUUGUAAAUGGGCAACCAUUUUAGUUGCAGUUUUGCUUAAUAGAAUGCAAUUGGUUGG
Molecule: messenger RNA, 1939 nt
Organism: Rubroshorea leprosula
Lineage: Eukaryota; Viridiplantae; Streptophyta; Magnoliopsida; Malvales; Dipterocarpaceae
Source: the annotation of a GenBank genome assembly